ACGCGUGCAGUGCAACAUUUUUUUUGUUUUGUUUUGUUUUGUUUUUGCAAUAUUUCGUCUAAGCCGAAAGUUCGAGAAAAUACAAUUGAAUUGCAUCGCUAUGGCGAUGUUGUUUACUCUGGGAUAAUCCGCGAACCUGUGCGGGCCUUGCCCGUCUGUUGUUGUGAGUGCAGCCAGGGCUGGCUAAGCUAGGCUAUCAAGUUUGUCGCUACAGCAGACAAUCAAAUAUUGAAGCUGGUUCAAAGCUUGUUUGUUAAGAUACACAAACGAUGUAUACUUCAAAUGAAGAGCAGCAUGUGCUAAUAGUGGCACAAGGCGCUUUACUAUGAAGUGACUAGUAUUUUAUGUUUGGCUACACCUCAAAUGUAGCUUAGCAACAAUGUGCACACCACGAACAGUCGGUGGAAGUUUGCCAGGUUUAAAAGAUAUUCAAUGUACAGGGUACUAACGUAAUGUUUAAAUAUUCAUUUCUGUACAUUACCUAGAUUCUUCUUAUGAAUCAUUAAGUUUUGAAGCUUCAGUUAUGCAUUAUGACCAUGUUUGGGUGAACUUGUUACAAAUAAUCUUAAUAUGUAUUACAAUGCAGUAUUUUUUUCUUUUGUAAUAUCAUGAGCUAAUAAUUACUUUGCAUUAUAAUUAUUUAUGAUCAGCAUGCGCAGUAUACACAAUAAUAGCCUAAUCAUUUGUCCAGUGUAUGAGUCAGUUAAACAGUUGUAACAAUGUUGGGGUGCAUUACACAUUUGCCUGAAUAUUGGUAGUUAUAUCAUAUUGAGGAUCUUUGCUCAUGGAAAACCCCACCCAGUUUAAAAUCCCUUUGUUUUGGUAUUACUGUCAUGGGAUGCAUGACUGUCUUAUGUCCAGGUGACCCUUUGCAUAAGAGCAUCAGUGCAGCCUGGUGGUCUGUGUUGGAUGUACACAUUGCACUCAUCAAGGCUAAUAGUGGUUAGAUCACCAACAGGGACAGACUAAGUUUUAGCCAUAAUCAUCACGUGUUCAUAAUUUCUUUACAAUUUUUGUUUUCACUUCUUAUUUCUAUUAUUUUGUGAUGGGCUAAAAGUACCGAAGGAACUGUUUGUCAUCUCAGCAUUUGCGCAACACAUUACAUUGGCCUGUGGAGUGGGAGGUUUCUAGCACUAAUAAUGUGCCUAAACAUAUUAGCCUCGGAUAGACAGAACAUUGAUAGAGUGGUGCAUCAGACAAGAAGAUGGGUAGAUCUGUGUGUGUGGCCUUGCAACCUUGUUCCAAAAAUUGCAGGAAUAAAUAGGCUGUUCGUCCAAGUCAUUCAAGCUGUACUCCCCAAAGGAGCCUCCCAACGGCAGUGCCUUCCCUCCAUUUCACCCAGGCGCAAUGCUGGAUAGAGAUGUGGGACCGACACCAAUGUAUCCCCCCUCUUACAUGGAACCUGGAAUAGGGAGGCACACGCUGUAUGGAAAUCAAACAGACUACAGAAUAUUUGAGCUGAACAAAAGGCUACAGAAUUGGACAGAGCAGGACUGUGACAAUCUAUGGUGGGAUGCGUUCACUACAGAGUUUUUCGAAGAUGAUGCCAUGCUGACUAUUACAUUCUGUCUGGAAGAUGGACCCAAGCGAUAUACCAUUGGUAGGACGUUGAUCCCCCGAUACUUUAGAAGUAUUUUUGAGGGUGGGGCCACGGAACUCUUCUAUGUGCUAAAACAUCCCAAGGAGUCUUUCCACAAUAACUUUGUGUCCCUGGACUGCGACCAGUGCACCAUGGUUACACAGAAUGGCAAACCCAUGUUCACACAGGUCUGUGUGGAGGGCCGGCUAUACCUGGAGUUUAUGUUUGAUGACAUGAUGCGAAUAAAAACGUGGCACUUCAGUAUCAGACAGCACAGAGAGGUUGUGCCGAGGAGCAUCCUGGCAAUGCAUUCCCAAGACCCUCAAAUGCUUGACCAGCUAUCAAAAAAUAUCACAAGAUGUGGCUUAUCUAACUCGACACUGAACUACCUCCGGCUUUGUGUAAUCCUGGAGCCCAUGCAGGAGUUGAUGUCCAGACAUAAGACGUACAGUCUCAGCCCACGAGACUGCCUUAAAACCUGCCUUUUUCAGAAAUGGCAGAGGAUGGUGGCCCCACCAGAUAUGAUGUCUUCUGCUCCUUCUCCAGCUGAGCCUGCGAGACAAGCUCCCAACAAACGAAGGAAACGAAAAAUGUCUGGUGGCAGCACCAUGAGUUCAGGAGGGGGAAACAACAGCAACAGUAAAAAGAAAAGUCCAGCCAGCAGUUUCGCGCUCGCCAGCCAGGUACCUGACGUGAUGGUGGUGGGAGAGCCCACACUGAUGGGAGGGGAGUUCGGGGAUGAGGAUGAGCGGCUGAUCACACGGCUGGAGAACACACAGUUUGAUGCGGCCAAUGGCAUCGACGACGAGGACAGUUUCAACAGUUCCCCAGCCCUGGGCACCAACAGCCCCUGGAACAGCAAAGCUCCCUCCAGCCAGGAGAGCAAAAAUGACAACCCCACCUCACAGUCAUCCCAGUAGAAGCAUUAGGGGCUAGUGAAGGGCUGAUAGCUGUCGGAGGACAUUUGCACCUUUGUUUAAACCGGCACUCGCAUGACAGUUCUUAAAGCCGGCUUUCUUGUCAUAGUCUUCUGCCUUGAUGAGUCCUCAAUUGGCCAACACCUCAUCAUCCUGCUCUGUCACCAUCAGACAUGGCGUUUUGUUGAAUCUUUUGUUUGAGAGACGUUUUCAUACCAUCAGUUAUGUGUCUGGCCCAUUUGACCUUGUAGAGCCUUGACUCUAUUGGCUUAGUGAAGGCAGCCGUGUCGGGUUAUUGUUCCAACCUCGGGUCUCUGUCUGUGCGUGCUGUGCUUUUGAAACGCAUGGCUGUUUCUGUUGUGCUCACUUGACAGGAAAGAAUCACUUUUAUCUAACCGUUUAGUGAUAUGACCAUUGUGUGCACCUCAGAUUCAAACCCAACGCUCUAUUUUUAAAAACUAAAUUAUUUGUUUUGUAGGACCUGGUUGGAACAAAAACCUGUACAGUUCCGGAGCUUGAGGACCGGAGUUGAGAACCACUACGUAAAGUCCUUAAAGUAAAACUAAAUAAAGUGUAAAGCAUUGAGGGUCUUGAGUUUGGUCAUGCCCAAAAUGGUCAUGGAGAACUUGCAUGACUAUGAAGCCAGACUUAAGAGAAGUGUUUUAUUUGUCCUUUUUUUUUUUUUUUUUUUUUUUUUUGUUUUUUUUUUGCAUUUUGUUUUUUAUUUUUAUAACGAUUUCUAAGGAGAAAAUAAGCAAGCAACAAAAACUCUAAAUAUCCUUUGCACUCUUGUCACUGUAUUUUGGAUCUAUUUUUCUUAUAAAAUUAUGAUGAAUUUUGUUCUUAUUAAAACAUAAAUUGAUAAUCUUUAACUGGAAAAUGCUUUCAAUGAAAAAUAACAAAUUUUGUAUUGGUAUUGUUAUCAAUAUUAUUAUAAGUAGAUGCAACUUUGCUCUAAGCUUUACACCUAACUGUCUAUCUGUUUCUGUUUAAAUUGUCAUUAAAAAAUGAGAUUACUGUACAUGAUCAUAGCAUGUAUGUCUGGGGACCGCAUGUAUCAGACAUUAGCUGCUGCAGCUGUAUUGGUCUCAUUGUUUGCAGAUCUAAAUCCUACACUGUUAGUACAACGGCUGGUGGCACAUUUUGUCCAGACCGUAGCAAUGAACAUUUUGUUUUCUAAGAGUUUUUUAGCUUAUUGAAAAGAACAGAACAAGCCCAAUGACUUUGUAUAAACCCAGUCAUUCACAAUGAUUAGUUUGCUUUAAAAGUCUAGGAAAGCAUCCCUUUCUGAGAAAUUGUGGUAUAUACUUAGCAUUCCAGGAAUUUUUCUCCCCUAAUGCUACAGACCAAGGAGCAAGAUCCUUUAAACAACACAUUUAUGUAAAAAUUUUGUUUUUCCAUCGUUUUAUGUAUUUGUGAUUGUAUAUUUAAGAUUUUUAGCCAAGUUCUGUAUGAGUGUAAUUCUAUUUACUCUUCUUUAGAAACCCUGUUCCCUUCACCCUUUGCUAAAGAAUCUGUCACAUGUCAAAAGUAAAGCUAAAACUCUAAUUUCAAAACAAGUUUUUUUAGAUGCAUUAAAGGUACAACUACCUUUCACCUAAGGUAGAUUAUAGUUUAUAAGUCAAUGUACAAGGCUUUACCAUUGCAUUAUAUAUCAAGACAGAAUGUUACUGUGUAUUUAAUGUUUCCUUUGUUCAUAACAUUUUAUGUUAUGUUUGCCUAAAAUGUUAUAUAAAAUUCAGUGAAUCCAUAAGAAUCCUUAUUAAGCUUUAGAUAAUGUAAAAACAAUCCUGAUCACUAAUUCCGAGAGGCUACCUUCAGCUUACAGUCUAUUGGGUUUUAAAACACCAGAGGGCACUCCAUUGCAUGGUCUAAAUUUAACUAGCAAAUUGUAACAUUUUCACCCUGGUUUUCUGGCAACAUCAUACAAAUCCUAAAUUAAUUUCUCUCAUUGCUGUCACUCAUAACAUACAGUGCUAUUUUAGGUUCAUUUACUAAAUCAGCCACAAACACAGGUGUGCUCUUUUCUGUCCUUUCGAGCUAAUUUGUUAGUGGUUUUAUGAAUAUAUAUUUGCCUAUAGUGUCUGCCAUUGACAACUGAUGUAUGGUACCAAUAAAACAAGUUUUCACAUC
Myxocyprinus asiaticus (Chinese sucker) is the source of this 4629-nucleotide messenger RNA. Its product is annotated as LIM domain-binding protein 1-A-like. The record is from RefSeq and is a predicted model, not a curated record. Gene Ontology annotation, cellular component: transcription regulator complex; nucleus. The coding region runs from base 1348 to 2499 and encodes 383 amino acids. The transcript has 11 exons. Gene Ontology annotation, biological process: positive regulation of transcription by RNA polymerase II; negative regulation of transcription by RNA polymerase II; nervous system development. NCBI's taxonomy places the organism in Eukaryota, Metazoa, Chordata, Actinopteri, Cypriniformes, Catostomidae. Gene Ontology annotation, molecular function: LIM domain binding.